Messenger RNA from Carassius auratus (goldfish), 1116 nucleotides. RefSeq names its product ubiquitin thioesterase zranb1-B-like. NCBI's taxonomy places the organism in Eukaryota, Metazoa, Chordata, Actinopteri, Cypriniformes, Cyprinidae. The coding region runs from base 248 to 601 and encodes 117 amino acids. The transcript is spliced from 3 exons. The record is from RefSeq and is a predicted model, not a curated record.
GUGUGCUGCUCUCUGUCUGCAGCCCGGGGCCAGUCUGGAGCAGACUCAUAUCUUCGUUCUGGCUCAUAUCCUGCGGCGGCCCAUCAUCGUGUACGGAGUGAAGUACUACAAGAGCUUCAGAGGAGAGACGUUAGGAUACACUCGAUUCCAAGGUGUUUACCUGCCGUUGCUAUGGGAACCGAGCUUCUGCUGGAAAAGUCCCAUCGCUCUCGGUUACACGAGAGGUCACUUCUCUGCUCUGGUUGGCAUGGAAACCGACGGCUACGAUAAUCGCGGCGCAGGCGCUAACCUCAACACUGACGAUGACAUCACCGUUACCUUCAUGCCGCUGGUGGACAGUGAGAGGAAGCUGCUGCAGAUCCACUUCCUGUCAGCACAAGAGAUGGGCAGUGAGGAGCAGCAGGAGCGUCUGCUCAGGGAUUGGCUGGACUGCUGUGUGACAGACGGAGGGAUGUUGGCGGCGCUGCAGAAGAGCAGCAGACGGAGACAUCACCCGCUCAUCACACAGAUGCUGGAGCAGUGGCUGGAUGGGUACCGGCAGAUGCACCCGUGUCCCACGCUCUCCGACGAAGAGGACGAGGAGGACGACGAAGACGAGUGACCCCCGAAACCAUUUCAACACUGUCCCACACGCGCCCUCUUCCCAGAAUGCAAUGCGAGCACCCCCCACCAACAGCGAGGGCUGACAAUCUUUGUUUAGUCAAAUGAAUUUAGUUUCUUCCGUGUGUUUUAUCCAUCGUAUGUAGAUGAGCUGCAUGUGUGUCUUUACAGGAGGAACGAUGAGAACGAAAGAGCACUUCAUGUUUAGGGUUUGAUCUGAUCGCAGGAAUCAGAGUUUAUGAUUUACUCACACAUCUCUCACAUUCUGUUCUGUGUGCGUUUGGUUGGUUUGAUUGUAUUUAUUUAUGUCUUUCUCUCUCUCGUGCUGUGAGGAGAGUCAUGAAGAGUUUACUGAUGUUGAUCUUGUGUUUGUGAUGAGAGCGAGUCACGCAGCUUCAACAUUAAACUAGAAACACGUCUGCUCGCUCAUCUUCUGUCUGCCUGCUUCCUUCCUCUGCUCCUGAAAUCAUUACAGUUUUAUUGAUUACUCCACAGAAAUAAACAAUUCAUAUUUUG